Molecule: messenger RNA, 303 nt
Organism: Ceutorhynchus assimilis (cabbage seed weevil)
Lineage: Eukaryota; Metazoa; Arthropoda; Insecta; Coleoptera; Curculionidae
Source: the annotation of a GenBank genome assembly
AUGGAUGCGUUUCCAGGGGUUGUUGAGGACCAGUUCAGUAGUGAGGAGCUUCACCGACGAAAGUAUCGGGUAAAGCACGUGGGCGGUGGCAAACUAGCACUUAAAAUACUCCCCAAAAAUGGGUGCGAAAUCCCUCGAAUGCACAAUUCCUUGAUCCUCCUACAGGGCAAAUCUUCGCAAUACGGACAGGGACCAAUAAUCCUCACUUCAUAUACCAGAAGAGCACGAGAUUCCAGACAGAGACUUCCGGAAAAUGGUCCACUAUUCCUCAAAGAGCUGCUCUCCACCUCACUACUGAACUGA